Messenger RNA from Suillus clintonianus, 1531 nucleotides. RefSeq lists its product as uncharacterized. The record is from RefSeq and is a predicted model, not a curated record. The transcript is spliced from 4 exons. Bases 34 to 1281 code for a protein of 415 amino acids. Lineage: Eukaryota; Fungi; Basidiomycota; Agaricomycetes; Boletales; Suillaceae.
CUUAUAUGUUCUCGGAACCCGGACGCGAUCGUCAUGGACUUUUCUCUCAAAUUGACAGUACACAACUACCUUGGCGAUGAAGGGCCAGCUUUGUCGCACUUUGAUGUAACACUGGAGCUCGGACGCGACCUAGCUCAUGCAGCCUCUUCAAAUCUUGGAUGGAGAAAACCGUUUGUCUCAUUCGACGAACGGCUGUUCGCAGAGCUAAAUCACGACCGACUAUACCAAUUCAGUGCGAGUCCACCGCAGGUCCUAGCGCCUCGAACACAUGUUCUCAAGGACUGGGGGGUUCCCCCGAGUGACGACGAAGCAUUGGCGCUUGAAGCCCUCGAGGAGUUUGUACACCCAAAGUUGGAAGCUCCCCGCUCUCGUCCUACCCGCAAGCGCUCUGCACCGCUGGAUUCGCGCCCAGACAUUCGUGACUCACAAUCACGAGAGAGCGCACGCACCUCAACAUAUGAACUGUCUCUAGAACCGCCCACGAAGCGACCCAGAUAUGACGUCGCCUGCAUUUCAAACUUGAUCCCCCAGCCUCAUAUUGUCACAGGUCCCAGUGUUAGUCCUCGGCCGUUGGACAUGAAACACCUUACACCUUACAGAAGAGUCCCAGCAUCAUGGAUAGCCUCGUUUGAUAUCGCCUCGGCUCAGCUCUUCAUGAACUCUCCUUACAAUAGGGCAGCCUGGCUUAUCCCUGUACGUGGCAGCCUACCAUGGGACGAUGUCACCUGUGCCACCAUCCUGGCACCCCCACAAGUCCCACAAAAAGAUGAUACUCCUCCCCUUCCCUCUGGACCCGCGCCUCUAGGCGGAACCUCGCGAAUUACUUGGACUCAUCAUUCGAUCGUGGACUUCUGGAAUUUUCUGAUAUCCAUACAGCAAGCUCAGAAUCUUGGGUCCAUCUCGAUCUCCUUCCAUAGCGCACCGUCAGAUACCACGUUUACGCUCGACAGUGCGCUCAGCCCAACGGCUGAAAGUGGCAAUCGGCCUAUUCAACCUGCACAGUCGGAGGCAUCCGCUAACCCUUCCGAUGGCUUCUCGGAUCAGAUCCGUCACGCACGACUGGAAGCAACGGACUUUAUCAAAGUUUAUCAUGAUACCAAGUACUCGCUUUACCUCCGAAAUGUUCUGGACGCCUACUCGUAUGUUCCCGAAGGAACCACAUCAGAAAGAAGACAACCAACCAAUUGUGAAACAGCGGGAUUAGCGACAAAGAUCAGGCUGUUGAAAUUAGCACGACUCGUAGUCGUUGACGACCUAACAAGAGCUGUGUUAACGCUCUGAUACGCUGUGCUGAAGAGGUCAUUGUCACCCCAUACUACCCAAUGCAGUACGAGGGCUCCCGCGUUGAUUGUCAUACGAUAGUCAAGGGAUGAUGUUGGAGUGGUGUAUCUGCGACUCUGUGCCUGCAUGUCGCGAGCAAGGCAAGAAGUGGUGAAGAGCGAAACGCUACGACAAAGCCCGAAGGACACUGAGUAGCCUACUAAGCUACGGUUCCCCUCAUACACCCUUACAAUAUGUAUGUAAUGCAUGC